Ictidomys tridecemlineatus (thirteen-lined ground squirrel) is the source of this 862-nucleotide messenger RNA. RefSeq names its product glutathione S-transferase A3. Gene Ontology annotation, biological process: xenobiotic metabolic process; glutathione metabolic process. Gene Ontology annotation, molecular function: glutathione transferase activity. Lineage: Eukaryota; Metazoa; Chordata; Mammalia; Rodentia; Sciuridae. The record is from RefSeq and is a predicted model, not a curated record. Gene Ontology annotation, cellular component: cytosol; extracellular exosome.
AUGGCAGGAAAACCCAUUCUUCACUACUUUGAUGGACGGGCUAGAAUGGAGUCCAUCCGGUGGCUCUUGGCCGCAGCUGGCGUAGAGUUUGAAGAGAAAAUCAUGAAAACUCGAGAAGACUUGGAAAAGUUAAGAAAAGAUGGGAGUUUGAUGUUCCAGCAGGUGCCCAUGGUGGAGAUUGAUGGGAUGAAGUUGGUGCAGACCAGAGCCAUUCUCAACUACAUUGCUGCCAAAUACAACCUCUAUGGGAAGGACAUAAAGGAGAGAGCCCUAAUUGAUAUGUAUUCAGAAGGGAUGGCAGAUUUGAAUGAAAUGGUCCUUCUUUACCCAUACCUUCCAUCUAGGGACAAAGAUGGAAGACUUACUCAAAUCAAAGAGAAAUCGAGAAACCGUUAUUUUCCUGCCUUUGAGAAGGUGUUAACCAGCCAUGGGCAAGACUACCUGGUUGGCAACAGGCUGAGCAAGGCUGACGUUCACCUCACUGAACUUCUCUACCACACAGAAGAGCUGGACUCCACUGUUCUGGCCAACUUCCCUCUACUUAAGGCCCUGAGAACCAGAGUCAGCAACCUGCCCACAGUGAAGAAGUUUCUGCAGCCUGGCAGCCAGAGGAAGCCCUUUGAUGAUAGAAAAUGUGUGGAAAUAGCAAGGAAGCUUUUCAGUUAAAUGGAGGCAGACAUGGAGACAUACAAUACUGGGCUUUAUCUAAAUGUUGAUCCCGAUUAUUAUGAGGCUAACAAAGUUUCCCAAAAUUUCUGUGCUAAUUUAGUUAGAAAGGAGCUAUGCAUAUUUCUUUGCAAUCCAGUCUAUUUAGUUUUGGUGAAGUUUUAUAACCAUGAUCACCACCUGGGAUCUCUUUAAA